AUAUGCUGUAGGCCUGCAGCAGUCACCGAGCAGGCUGCAUCCACCCGGGACACAGGACGCCAAAAAGCACCUGAAGAGCGAUGCACCCCCAAAACAUGAGGCAGCAAAACGGAAAACCACCGGCCACAUCUGUGAGGAAGCCGCUCGGAGAGAGAGCCCACAAACGGAUCUCCAUGUCCACCGAGUACCAAGAGAAGUUCAUCCCCCCGCGCUGCUACGCGGCCAUGGUUACCAGCGCCCCACAAAAAGCCCCUUACCACACGCUGAAAGGGACCAGCUCUGACAAGGGCUCGCUCAUAAGAGUCUAUGUAACCCACAAAUAUACGCACCAUCUACCGGAGGCUCCGCAGCAGUCUCUGCCCCCUAAAGUCCAACGCAGAUGCAGCAGCGCUCCCCAAAAUCCUGCGCGCUCCAUAGCCAACCAGGUGGCAGCCAUGUUUUACACAUCGGUGUACAAAGGUGAUUUCCAGGCAUGGAAUGUAAUCAAGCGGCAGCCAUUUAAGCUAACUGACAGCCUGAAAGUCAACAAAGGACUAGUUCCCCCAAUCAGCACUUCCAAACAAAGUCCCUUCCAGAAAGUUCACGUUGGAGCUAAUUGCAAAACAGUCCCAAAGGAGCUAGAACCUCAGCCUAUUGAAAGCAUCACCAGCUACCGAUCAGAUUAUGUCGCCCAUCCAGUGCAGCCCAGGAAACGCAGGGAACAGCCGGUGCAGCAAAACAAAGGUCUGCUUCAACAGGUGGCAGUGCCCCUCUACAGGGAACUCUUUGACGCAGCCCAUAAGUCAUUGGAGAACGGGUCCCCUGAAACCCAGUUCCAGGGCAGAGGUAAAGCCAAAGAGUCCAUUCAACCUGCAGAUGUGAACCAGUUCAUCUCCACAACACACGCAGACUUCCCGGCACACAAAUGUCAGCGCACCAAACUAAUACUGCCAAUGGAGCACAGAGAGAGGGCCAACGAGCCCCUUGAGUCCACAACCACCAUGAGGGAGGCCUACAAAGCUUGGGACACACCCAGGUGCAGGCCAGAGCUGGCCCGGCCCAAGAAGACAACUUUCUCACUGAUCACACAUCAGCCUAUCGAGAGCUACAACACAAACCAGAAGCCUUUCAGCCUUAAUCCCAAAGUGAGUGACACUGAAGGGUGCAAGCCCACCGAAAAACCUCCUCGUUCUGCUGAAGACGGAGGAUCUCCCAGCUUGGAUCGCACCUCCCCGGACACCGAACAAUCCAGGACGUACCAGAAGAGCUUUGGGGACAAAGCAGUGAAUUGGUUCGAUGGUGGGAUUUGUGAGGAGAGCCCAGAGAGCUCUGAGGAACACCACAUCUACAGCUACACGGUGUCCACCAAAAGCCGAGCUCUCUGAGGACACGUUACCUCAGGUAGCCUCCACCUUUGCAGCAAUAAAAGCCAUUAACAGCAGUGCUAUUAUGUAAUGGCAGCUAUUUGUAUACUAUUAAGCAUCUCACUGAUUCUCCACAGCAUAUUUGGAGUGCUUUAUAAUCUACUUAACUGAAGGUUUCCAUAUUCCGAGUAGCAAAUAAAUUCAUGAUUUAGGAAUCAAGAAGAUAUUGGACUAUUAAGCUCUAGUGUUCAAAUGAAAACGCUCCGUAGUAUUAUUUAGGAAUGAGUACAAUUGUUCCUCUCACAAACUUGAUAAACAUGUUAUAAACACCAAACAAUAGAUACUGUAAUAAU
This is a messenger RNA of Gymnodraco acuticeps, 1696 nucleotides long. RefSeq names its product stabilizer of axonemal microtubules 2-like. The transcript has 4 exons. The record is from RefSeq and is a predicted model, not a curated record. Lineage: Eukaryota; Metazoa; Chordata; Actinopteri; Perciformes; Bathydraconidae. The coding region runs from base 81 to 1364 and encodes 427 amino acids.